AUAUCGGAAGAGGCGGGCACGGCAAGGGCAAAGAAAUAGGAGCAACACACCGUCGUCGCGCAACAGAGAGAAACGAGACACCAAACGCGGCUCGAUGAAAGCCUCUGCCGGUAAAAGCCGUUGCAAAUAUUUGCUUAUCCUAUUAUGCUGUGGCUCCUAUCAACUAUGGAUGGGGUUCCACGGCUUGGGCACAAACGUGCCCACAAACCAGAACGACAUUUACUCGGACCAGACAGAGGUAUCGCCCUUUUGGAGGCAGCAGCGGCCACAAGAGCAGCAUGAUCGAAACCGUAUCUCUCGAGUGAUUUCAAAUCAAUCUGCCCGCGGUUACAACCAAGGCUUCGAUAUUGGUACAAAGACCGUUCACAGUGGUAGUAUCAACGGUACAAGUUCUGCGAUACAGCUGAGGCCUACAAAAGUAAAGGAUACUGCACCAUUAAAUGACACUGCAACGAAGCUUAGCAAAGAGGACCACGAAAAGAACAACAAUUCGACCGACAUCGAGACUAGAAUUACGUUGGAUUUGGAACCACCAGUGGACACCAGCGAGCUAAGCGUCGAGAAAAAGGGGGAGCAGGAAAAGACAAGCAACGAGUUCGGCAACGAAUCGAACAACGAAGACACCAGAAAAUCCAACGACGAACCAGCAGCGCCGGCAAGUGACCAAUCAAUCGACGACAAGUUCUACGAUGGCUUUUUCUUUUCCGAUUACACCAAUGCCUGGACCGAACAAGAGGAACACCCGACAGCAGGCUUCAUCGGUCAGGACGCCUUCUCGGGUUCGUGGUGGCAGAGCAAGGAGCAGUUUCUCCGCUACGAGGAGGUUGAAAACGAAAACCCUCCAUCACCGGAAGGUGCCUCUUUUGAUGUCAUGGACAUUAACGACGACAACAUGCGCGUCACGAGGGAUUGGAUCGACCUCAACGUGGAGCACAUGUCGAGGUGGUUUCGGGGACUGCUGGAAACCAGGCACAAUUCGAAUCCUCAACCGACACUGGAGCGAAUAUUGGAAAUCUUCCAAAACUACGUCCAUUCUGAGGAUCGCUUGUUCAUGUGGGAACGCCUCGAGCAUGAAAGUGACCGCGCCAAACACCAACACCACCACAAUCACAUUCAUAACUUUGAUGCACAAGACUGGCUUGAGGUGUCCCAGUCUACGAUUGCCGUCAUUGCCUACAUGCCUUAUGGUCAAUAUGGAGGAGCGGAAAUCACCAAGUGGUCACUGGCCGCAACGAUGAUGUCCCUUGUCCAGCUGGGAGUUGGCCGUAUUAUUGUCUCGGGGAAUCAAGACAGCUACGACCAACAGUCAUUCGUGCAAGAGGCCUGGCAAGAAGUUCUGGAAGUGACCAAAAGCUGGACCACCUCCAAACAAAAACGAAUGACGACACACAGCUUUUGUAGCUGCGACAAGGAAAUCCUCACCGACAAAGCCAACGCAACCGAAGGUGAAAAUAAGACGACCGCAACCGCAACUACGGCGUCUCUUGUCGAGAGUAACAUCCCCUACGCCGCUCUGAGACGGCUGCGAUACAUCCUUCUCCACCGAGACGAUGAGUUUGCCAAAGGCAAGGACAAGGCCGAAGCCAUCCGGCGGUGCUGGGCGGGGUCAAGUAAAGGCCAACAAAACAAGACCGAUAGCGAUGACAGUGAUCCCAUGGAUCAGUGGAAGUACGUCUUCUUGGGAGAGCCAGACCUGAUCCUCAACACGAGGCCUCUUGCUCUGCCGAAACUCGCAGGGGCACUCACGGGGGGCGGGGUGUUGGCACCACAUAGGCUGCAACCACUUCCGCACGCAUCGGACUUUGGUGUGAACGGAUUGGACCUCGAUAGCCUCAAGCUCCUGAUUCCGAACCUUCCCCCCCACUUUGACAACAUCGCCCAGAUCGACCAGUACGAACGCAUUAGCAACGACGACACCCACAGCAGCGGAAAUCAUGGCGGCGACAUCCAUGGCCACGGUACCAAAACCCGACUGUCGAACCAUGCCUGUUGCGAUGCUGGUAACCAGAAACCAUAUCGUCAAUUCGAAACCUGCGACAGCUGGUGGUGGAAUUGUGCCUUUACGGCAUUGCAGUACUACGAUGACAAUCAUUAUGAGGGUGCCCUCGAAGCUCUUGUUGAAAGCAACAACGAAACUUAUGUGCUAGACCUGCACAAGCGGCACUCUGUAUAUCCCAUGGUCCGGCUCAAGCGAGGAACGGGGGUGGUUUUUGCCGGUGGUGAGUCAGGGAGAAUGUGCAACCCUUCCCAAUUAGGAACCUGCAAACGACAAGACAAAACGGAACGAAAUGAAAUGAAAGAGAACCAGUCGAAAAAGAAUCGAUGAUAUAGAAUAGAAUGGAAAAUCGCUACUUAAUCACGAGCAUCUUAUCGCUCGGUAACAAGGAUGACAUCUUGGGGAUCUCGAUUUCAAUGCGAACGGUUAAUUGAAAUCUGUUUGAGCCAACGCGAAUCGAUGCAUUCUUCCGCCAGGAAUCACUGAGUAUAAUUUGACUAGUCCAAUAUAAUAAACAUACAUCC
Pseudo-nitzschia multistriata is the source of this 2520-nucleotide messenger RNA. Lineage: Eukaryota; Bacillariophyta; Bacillariophyceae; Bacillariales; Bacillariaceae. The record is from the annotation of a GenBank genome assembly.